Protopolystoma xenopodis is the source of this 288-nucleotide messenger RNA. The record is from the annotation of a GenBank genome assembly. NCBI's taxonomy places the organism in Eukaryota, Metazoa, Platyhelminthes, Monogenea, Polystomatidea, Polystomatidae.
AUGUGCCACCCUGCCAGGCGAUCUAAAAAGCCGGCUUGGACGGGCAUCAUCUUGAUAAAGUAUCCAGACUUGGCUGAGCCUCGGCUCGGAGGAGGGGAGAGCAAGAAGCGGGUUGAUGCGCCCCGCUGUUGGGACCGGUGUUUGCAACAUCACCAUCGCUUGGAGUCCAACCUCCUUUCUUUCCCUCCCUCCCCCCCUCCCCCUUCCUGUUCCGGAGGCAGCCUCCAAGGGUGUCUGAGAGUUUGUUCACACUCACAUGUCCCCAAAGUGCCAACCACUUGCAGUUGA